Molecule: messenger RNA, 1951 nt
Organism: Brassica oleracea var. oleracea
Lineage: Eukaryota; Viridiplantae; Streptophyta; Magnoliopsida; Brassicales; Brassicaceae
Product: probable galacturonosyltransferase-like 7
Exons: 1
Coding region: 571-1653 (360 amino acids)
Cellular component (GO): Golgi apparatus
Molecular function (GO): glycosyltransferase activity
Source: RefSeq, a predicted model, not a curated record
UAAUUUCUGAUUAGGCGGUAGAGAAAAUACAAAAUGGCUAUGAUUAGCGGAUACAACUAAGGAAGAAGUAGAAAACACAAUAAAAAUCUGUUUGUUGGCGAAAGAGAAAUUGAAGGAAGAAGUCAUUAGGCAAAAUCUCUUCCUCUCUCUCUUAUCUCUGCUUCAUCUUCCUAUAAUACUAAAAUAGAGAGAAGAGAAAGAGGAGAGGGCGUUUAAAGAGAGCAGACGGUGGCGCACCGUAGCACCGCUCCUCCUAACUUACGCCUUUCUUCCUCUUCAUUUUUUUCCUCCGGUUUAGGUUUUAUUCCUCUCCUCCUCUCUCAGGUCGCUUCGAUCCCACGGCAAAGCUCUUGAUUCUUCCCAGGAAAAAAAAUUAAAAUAAAAAAGAAAAAUUGUUGCUUUCGAUAUUGGAUCUGUUUCUACCAUCAGAUGCAUUAUUGAAAAACUCUGGCGGACAUCAAAGGAACCCUAGCUUUCCUUCGGUCGUACCUCGCCUCCAUCGCCGCCGAUCGGUGGUUCGAUUUCAAAUCCAAGAAGAAGAAACGCAGAGGCGCGAUUCGCCGUCUCAGGAUGCUCUGGAUCAUGCGAUUCUCCGGUUUAUUCUCCGCUCUAUUGGCCAUCAUCGUCCUCUCCCCUUCUCUCCAGUCCUUUCCCCCAGCUGAAGCCAUCAGAUCCUCUCACCUCGACGCUUACCUCCGAUUCCCGUCCUCCGACGCGCCGCCGCGUAGAUUCUCCUUCAGGAGAGCCCCUCUCUUCCGCAAUGCCGCCGAUUGCGCCGCCGCAGACGCCGAUUCCGGCGUCUGCAGCCCUUCGCUGGUCCACGUCGCGAUCACACUCGAUUUCGAGUACCUCCGCGGCUCGAUCGCCGCGGUUCACUCGAUCCUCCAGCACUCGUCGUGCCCCGAGAGCGUCUUCUUCCAUUUCCUCGUCUCCGAGACGGACCUGGAGUCCUUGGUUCGCUCGAGCUUCCCCGAAUUGAAAUUCAAGGUUUACUACUUCGAUCCGGAGAUCGUGCGGCCCAUGAUCUCGACCUCCGUGAGGCAGGCCCUCGAGCAGCCGCUGAAUUACGCUAGAAACUAUUUGGCUGACAUGCUGGAGCCCUGCGUGAGGCGCGUGAUCUACCUCGAUUCCGAUCUGAUCGUCGUCGACGACAUCGCCAAGCUAUGGAAGACGAAUCUGGGGUCGAAAACGAUCGGAGCUCCGGAGUACUGCCACGCGAACUUCACCAAGUAUUUCACGCCGGCGUUCUGGUCCGACGAGAGAUUCUCCGGCGCGUUCAGAGGGAGGAGCCCGUGCUACUUCAACACGGGGGUGAUGGUGAUGGAUCUCGAGAGGUGGAGGAGCGUGGGGUACACGGAGGUCAUCGAGAAGUGGAUGGAGGUUCAGAAGAGCGAUCGGAUUUACGAGCUGGGGUCUUUGCCGCCGUUCUUGCUGGUUUUCGCCGGAGAGGUUGCGCCGAUUGAGCAUCGGUGGAAUCAGCACGGUUUAGGAGGAGAUAACGUGAGAGGGAGCUGCAGAGAUCUACAUCCCGGUCCGGUUAGCUUGUUGCAUUGGUCUGGUAGUGGUAAACCGUGGUUCCGGUUAGACUCGAGAAAGCCUUGUCCACUUGAUACUCUUUGGGCACCUUAUGAUUUGUAUGGACACUCACGCUGAUCCUCUGUUACACAUGCGGGUUGUUGGUUUGUACUCUCAGCUGGUAAAUUCUCUCACCCCCUCACAGCAACAACAACAACAACAAAAGUGAAAAAACAUUUUUUUUACUCUCAUUAAUUUUUCUUUCUUUCUUCAAAUUCUCUUUGAAUUUUCCAUGGAAUGUGUUCUCUUCUUGUGUAUUCUAUUCGAUUGUUCGUUUCUGUGCAUGAAAUAAAAAAUCAACAAAAAACAUAGGAUACAUUCAGAUUUGUUGAGAAUCUUUACUUGUACAGAUUGUUUUACCAUAUGUUUUUUUUUU